Molecule: messenger RNA, 1097 nt
Organism: Syzygium oleosum
Lineage: Eukaryota; Viridiplantae; Streptophyta; Magnoliopsida; Myrtales; Myrtaceae
Product: UNC93-like protein 3
Exons: 4
Coding region: 170-703 (177 amino acids)
Source: RefSeq, a predicted model, not a curated record
CCCCAUUUUCUCUCUUUGUCUCUCUCUGCUGUUCCUCAGAUCCCCUCACCCCCUGCUUCCGCUUCUCGCUUCUGCUUCUUCCCUCUCCCCCACACCCCUAAACCUCUCGCGCUCGCUAAGGGUUUUCGGUACCCCUUCCCCCCUGCGCUUCCUCCGGCGACUCCUCGCCAUGGCCUCCGGAGCCCUAGAGGCCGCAAAACCCGAAGGGGCGGCGGCUCCUCCCCCCGUCAAGGGCAAGGAGGAGCUCCCCGAGAAAUUAGAGGUGGAGGAGGCGGAGCAAGAGGACCGAGAGACCGCCGCUCCGGAGGAGGAGGCCGAGGCUUCCGACGAGGAGGCUCUGCUGGUCGCCGCCGAGGCCCCGCCGGCUGCGUCGCCUCCGAGAGGCCAUGCCCGUGAUGUCCAUAUCCUGAGUUGUGGGUUCCUGCUCAUCUUCUCGGCCUACGGUGCUGCUCAGAAUCUCGAGAGCACCGUGAACAUCGCAGAUAAUUUGGGCACGACCUCGCUUGGGAUACUGUACGUGUCCUUCAUAUUCUUCUCCGUGGUGGCUUCUCAGGUGGUUCGUUCAUUGGGUCCCAAAAAUGCUAUUCUUCUUGGGACUACUGGGUUAAUAACUCCUUGGCUGCUGCUCAAGCUCGCCUUCGCAAUAUUGUGGAAGAGAGAGACCAAUUUGAUGAAGCAAACAAUCAAAUUGUUGUGCACUUAAAAACUAAGGAAGAUGAGCUGUCAAAAACCAUCACAUCAUGUAAGGUUGAAGCUGAGGUUCUCAGUACGUGGAUUAAUUUUCUGGAAGAUACUUGGGUUCUCCAAUGUUCAUAUGCAGAAGUGAGGUAGAAGCAGGUCAGGUAUGGACUUCAGAUUCUCUCUCUCUGUCAAUUAGGUUCUUUGUGUUCUUUUGUUCCCAACUUGAGGGUUUAUUAGCAGAAUUAAAAAGUGCGAUAUUGCUAUCUUAUCGCAUAUAUCCAUCUUUACAUGGGAUAUUUUUGGUUUUCGACUGUUACUCAUAGUGAUGAAUUGGAGAGACACGAGGACUAUUUUGUGAACUUGGCUGUUCAGCUCCUUUCCACUUACAAGGUACUCUAUAUGUUGUGAUUUUCUAA